UUCAGCCGUCCCGGACUAGGACACAUCCUGCUCCUCUGCAGCCUCCUCUUUACCCUCCCCUGCAUCCUUCUCUGCAGCCUCCUCUUCAUUCUCUGCAUCCUCAUAUUUACCCUCCCCUGUAUCCUUCUCUGCAUCCUUCUCUUCAUCCUCUUUACCCUCCCCUGUAUCCUUCUCUGCAUCCUUCUCUUCAUCCUCUUUACCCUCCCCUGCAUCCUUCUCUGCAUCCUUCUCUUCAUCCUCUGCAGCCUCCUCUUUACCCUCCCCUGCAUCCUCCCCUGCAUCCUCCCCUCCAUCCCCUCAACCACCCUUCUGGUCCGGCUCCUGCAGACGGACAGAGGACAGGUGUAUCUCGUGCUGCUGCAGUGAUGUCGGUGUCGCCUGGCCUCGCCGACCUCUCCCGUCUCUACCAGACGGAGUUCGUGCGGAGCGCCCGUGCCGUCGGUGUCCUCUGGGCUGUGUGCACGCUCUGCUUCGCCAUCAUCCAGGUGGUCAUCCUGGUGCAGCCGUCCUGGGUCGGCACCACGUACACCAGGACGCAGCAGGCAGGGCCGUCGCUGCCCAGCGGCACCAUGGGACUUUUUGAGGUGUGUUUGGAGUCGGACUGGCCUGUCCCCGACUGUCGUGGCGGUCUGUCCAGUCUGUCCCCGCUGCCGUGUUUCCAGUCAGUGGCGGUGUUGGUCUGCGUUUCUCUGUGGGCGGUGUGGACCAGCGUCUUCUGUUUGUGUCUCUUCCGGUUCUGUAGCGCCGCAACGGUCUACAAGAUCUGUGCCUGGUUGCAGCUGACCGCAGGUUUCUGUCUCGCCCUGGCGUGUCUUCUGUUCCCGGACUCGUGGGAGAGUCCAGAGAUGAGAGCUCUGUGCGGAGACUCGGUGAGCAGCUUCUCUCCAGGAAACUGCUCUGUCCACUGGGCCUACAUCCUGGCCAUCCUUGGAGUUCUGGACUAUGCCAUCUUGGCCACUCUGGCGUUCGUUCUGGCCAACAGACAGGACGCGCUGUUGCCGCCAGACACCCAGGACGUGACCGCAGGUCUGCUGAUGACCGCCUGAGUCUCUAGGUGAAAUGUCUCCAGGUGAGACGUAUCCAGGUGAGACGUCUCCAGGGACGUGGUCUGCAGUUCUUCGGUCUCCUGGUCUCUCCAUCAUCAUCAUCACUGAGAAACAUUUAAAGACUAAGAAACGCCAUCAUAUUUCAGCUUUUCCAGUAAUGGUAGUAAGCUUUCAUGGUCAGUGUCUGCAUCAGCUGAAACCACAACACGAGUCUGUGUCCAGGAUUCGGUCUCCUUCUGGUUAGAGUCCUUAUUUUCAGUCUGUCUUUGUCUCCAUGAAAGAAAAAUGAAGGCUGCGAAGAUGGAGAGGAUGAAGGUGACUGAGGUUCACACCCGUGGGCAGUCCUGUUUUACAUCAUGACCCCAGCUGGACUUGGACUACAGUUUUUAGUUGUUACUCUUUGUAGAACAUCUGUACUCAGAUCCCUGCCGCUUUAAAACGCAGACAUCACGGCAAUGGAGAGAAUCGUCACGUUUUCACCCAGAAGCUCCUCGAAACGUGGAACGUAGCAGGUUCUGGGGGACUGCGGGGAAGGGCUUCCCGGCCAGGGCUGAUGGGUAAUGAAUUUGUCUGGGGUAGAGAGGUCCAGUUAACGCUAGUACUUGUGUUUGGUAUCAGGUAGCAGGUCAGCUUGUUUUUAGCCUUCUGAGUUCCCUUUUCAGACCCUGACGUAUCAGUGACUGUGUUACCAUGGUAACGCCGCAGAGCAGCAUGGGUAGCGGCUGUAGGAGGAAUUACAGCACACGCUCAUGCUGACGAUGUCCACAUCCACGUCCACGUGUCCUCAUGGGUAUAAUCUAAUAAAGUUGUCAUCAUAACAA
This is a messenger RNA of Cololabis saira (Pacific saury), 1867 nucleotides long. It is a transcript of the gene lhfpl4b, whose product is annotated as LHFPL tetraspan subfamily member 4b. The coding region runs from base 366 to 1046 and encodes 226 amino acids. The record is from RefSeq and is a predicted model, not a curated record. The transcript is spliced from 7 exons. Gene Ontology annotation, biological process: sensory perception of sound. Gene Ontology annotation, cellular component: plasma membrane. Lineage: Eukaryota; Metazoa; Chordata; Actinopteri; Beloniformes; Belonidae.